UCUCGCGGCUCGCAUCUCGAUCUUCCAGUGCGUGCGCUUAAAUUUGCGCACUUCCGGUAUAUCGGGAGUGCGGGACGGUUCGAUACACGCGUCACGUACGCAGGCACGCGGGCGCAUUUGUGUGUACCUUUUUUUGCGCGUGCUAUAUUCUUGCCACGCACGGAGUUACGUUCUAACGACAGUUACAUAAUCUAGGACUAUUAAAGUGCGCCGUGAUUGUGUGAUAAUUUUAACGACCGCUAUUCAAUGAGACGUAACGAGCGAGUCGGCCAGUCACUUGGAAAUUGGGUUAAAUAGAAUAACUAAACUUCCAAACCAUCGACUCGAACUUCCGACCUGUACGACGUAGCGCGCCUGUCGAUGAUGUUUCCUUUGGAAGGCUCUUUCUCUUAUCUUGUUUAACAUAAACACUCCUACGACCGGCAGAGUGCGAGUAACAAAAACGAAGGACCGCAAAAGGGCAGGUCUUUCGAGGAAAAGAAGAAAGAAAAAGGAAAGGGAUUAGAGAAGUGGGUGCUCGAACGAGAACGAAAAAGAUAACAGUACGAAUGAUAAUAGAUGUAACAGAAAGGAUCGCGAGAAGUUCCUGAUCGAAAAACGAUAAAUCGAGCUUAUUGUUCACAAAGGCAGUCCACUCGACGCACGUCGGGAUCGAUAGCGCGUGGCUGUCGAAGGCAGGAGAGGUGAAUUACCUGCGUCAACGAGAACAUCGAAUCGAUCCAUCGAAGCGACCCAAGUUCGCAUAAUUGCAUCUUCCGUCAUUGCAUCGUAAAGUUUCUUCUUCGUCGUACAGAUACGAGGAAGAAAGUUUGUACUUCGUCCGCGAAGAAGUCCGUACAAAGGAAGACAUCGUGUGAGGGAAGCAAAUCAUGAAAUGAGAUGUAUCGACGAGCUGCCAGAGAAUCGGCAACGGGCACGUAGAGUGCGUCGCCAUUGGGAGAUAAAGCGAACGCGAGAGGGUAAGAGCGACCGUUUCCGGUGGAGAUCUUCCGGAAAAUCGGCGAAUAGGUCGAUUGAAUUCGCGGAAGCGAGACGUUCGCGAGACGCUCCGCAUCUUGAAUAUCCUGAAUCCACUUAGACGACGGCGGCGGAAGCGGAGGUAAAAUUCGAAAAUGGAAAUCGCGGCAUCGGCUAUGUUGGACGGCCUGAAAAACAAUCGUAUCAGCAAGCUGGCGCUGUCGCGGUUCUUGUCGCAGAGUCUAGCGCAAUUAGAGACGACCGGUAGUCCCUCUAGCAAAUCUCCGGCAGGUGGUAGCGGCGGUCCCGCGAGCGGUGUAGCAGGAGCAACAGCGGCACCAGGAAGCGGCGCCAGCAAUGCCGGAAGCGUAGAACCCCGUACACCAACCGCCGGGCCACAAAACAAGCAACUGCAGAAUGUCAAAGGAGAACAUCCCUCGAAAGCGUUUCUACAGAGCAGGUCCAUCUCCUUGGUCGACAUGUACAUUGAUAAUUCGGAACCGAGCGAGAAUGUUGGCCAGAUCCACUUCAGUCUCGAGUAUGAUUUCCAGAACAGUACGCUCAUUCUGCGUAUCAUACAGGGUAAAGAUCUGCCGGCGAAGGACUUGUCAGGCACUUCCGAUCCGUACGUGCGUGUAACGCUGCUACCGGAUAAGAAACACCGACUCGAGACAAAAAUCAAAAGGCGCACGUUGAAUCCGAGAUGGAACGAGACGUUCUAUUUCGAAGGUUUCCCCAUACAGAAGCUGCAGAGCAGGGUAUUACAUCUACACGUCUUCGACUAUGAUCGAUUCUCGAGGGAUGACUCCAUAGGGGAAAUGUUUCUGCCGCUUUGCCAGGUCGAUCUAUCCGAGAAACCAUCAUUUUGGAAAGCUCUUAAGCCGCCGGCUAAAGAUAAAUGUGGAGAACUCUUAUGCUCGCUGUGCUAUCAUCCGAGUAAUUCCAUAUUGACGUUGACUCUCUUGAAGGCGAGGAAUCUCAAAGCUAAGGAUAUUAACGGAAAAUCAGAUCCAUACGUCAAGGUAUGGCUACAGUUUGGUGACAAGAGGAUCGAGAAACGCAAGACUCCUAUUUUCAAAUGCACCUUGAAUCCUGUAUUUAAUGAGGUAUUCUCCUUUAAUGUACCUUGGGAGAAAAUCAGAGAAUGCUCUUUGGAUGUAAUGGUGAUGGAUUUCGACAACAUUGGACGAAACGAACUGAUCGGUCGGAUUCAGCUCGCAGGAAAAAAUGGAAGUGGGGCGAGUGAAACGAAACAUUGGCAGGACAUGAUCACAAAGCCGAGGCAGACCAUCGUGCAGUGGCAUCGCUUGAAGCCCGAGUAAAGGACACGCUUAUCCUGAUCGACGAUAAAUGAUAUUCUGUCGGUUUCUUCCCCCCUCCUGGGAUGCGUUACCCAUCAAAGUUACGUUAACGAAACCACUCUUUUUUCUUUUUUUUUUUUGCUCGAUAUCCUUUACCCGAUCGCAACCGAUCUCGACGAGAGUACCCAUCAGCCCGUAUCCAUCAACGACUGUAUAAUAUCCUCCUUCGCAUCGCGCGGAGUGCUCUUAGCGACGCUGGUCGUCGGGGAGCAGUGCCGAUUAUGUGUUAAUCACGAUUAGGAAUCCGAGACGUUCUCGUUAUCGCCUGUUAUUGAGCUAUCAUUGCGUAUUAACGAGCAACGUACGUGGUGAAUUAUCGUUAUUACUAGUACAAUGGCGAAUCUGUCAAGCGUUUUGAACAGAAAUUAAUAAUCGCAUUGACGGUAGUCGCACCCGCAAGAGGAGGGACACAGCAAAUGGCUACGGGCUGAAGACUCAGUCUUCCGUCGUAGCGAAAUCGGGCAGCCUCUCCGGGCACAUCAGGUGCCAUUCCUCUUAUUUUCUCAACCUCUUCUUCUCCAUCCCUCCCUCCCAUUUUCUUAUCCGUGUCCGCCUCAUUACCGCCCGGUGCGGUGUUCGACACGGGAUCUGCGAUAUUAUACCGCAGGUAAAAUUGAUCGUUCUUUCCAGGACGAACAACUCGAGCAUUUUGCUCGUCAGUUUCGCGCGAGUGUUUGAUAGAACGUCGCGUUUAAAUGUCCUGUAGGCGUUUUGCCGGGCUUUUAUAUUGUUUGAGUCUACGCGCGCUCGAAAACACGUCGGAACUGGAAAUAUUAAAAUCAAAGGAGCAAGUAGAUGAACAAGAUAUGCAUCACAUUCUUCUACAAAGGAAGAGUGCUAUUUUUAUGGAUAAAAAUUCGCGUUAUUAGAUAGUGAUGUCAGUUUAGCAAUGUAACACUUCUUGUUGAAACUCAGUCAUGGAUCGAGAAUGCGUAGCACGAAAUUUUGCUACUGCGACAAUUGACUCGAGGUUAAAGGCGAA
Acromyrmex echinatior (Panamanian leafcutter ant) is the source of this 3300-nucleotide messenger RNA. It is a transcript of the gene Syt7, whose product is annotated as Synaptotagmin 7. Gene Ontology annotation, biological process: calcium ion-regulated exocytosis of neurotransmitter; vesicle fusion. Gene Ontology annotation, cellular component: plasma membrane; exocytic vesicle; synapse. The record is from RefSeq and is a predicted model, not a curated record. Gene Ontology annotation, molecular function: SNARE binding; calcium ion binding; phosphatidylserine binding. NCBI's taxonomy places the organism in Eukaryota, Metazoa, Arthropoda, Insecta, Hymenoptera, Formicidae.